Anoplopoma fimbria (sablefish) is the source of this 1491-nucleotide messenger RNA. RefSeq names its product sprouty related EVH1 domain containing 2a (gene spred2a). The coding region runs from base 50 to 1342 and encodes 430 amino acids. The transcript has 6 exons. Gene Ontology annotation, cellular component: membrane. Gene Ontology annotation, molecular function: protein kinase binding. Lineage: Eukaryota; Metazoa; Chordata; Actinopteri; Perciformes; Anoplopomatidae. The record is from RefSeq and is a predicted model, not a curated record. Gene Ontology annotation, biological process: multicellular organism development; negative regulation of MAPK cascade.
GGGGUGUCUUUAUUAGUGCUGCACGUUCUGAUUGGACAUCACAGUUGACAUGAACUCGCUCACCAUUGGUCGGUCUGAUCCCAGUGACAGCUACAUUGUGCGCGUCAAAGCGGUGGUGAUGACCAGAGACGACUCGAGUGGCGGCUGGUUGGCUCAGGACGGCUGUCUGAGCAGAGUGGGCGUGUGCAGGCUGCUGCCGAACGAACUGCUGGGACGCAACAGCUUCCUCAUCCACGGAGAGCGUCUCAAAGACAAGCAGGUGAUCCUGGAGUGUUUCUUAAAGAAGGAUCUGGUCUACACGAAGGCCACGCCCACGUUCCACCACUGGAAGGUGGACAACAGGAAGUGUGGUCUGACCUUCCAGAGCCCGGCGGACGCCAGAGCCUUCGACCGCGGGGUGAGGAGGGCCCUGGAGGACCUGACGGAAGGCUCGACCACGUCCUCAUCGACGCUGCAGAAUGAGGCGGAGCUCGGCGACGACGACGUCUUCACGACGGCCACCGACAGCUCGUCCAACUCGUCCCAGAAGAGAGAGCCGACGAUGCACACGCUGGCACCGCACAGCUUCUGUGAGGCCCGCCGGCACCAUUGCAUCCUGGGACAUUUUUACGAGCACCACCGGCCCUCUGAUCACUACUUCCUGGACCAGGCGGUGCACAUGUUCCCUCGUCACGUCAGCUUCCAGGUGGAGGACGAAGAGAUCGUGCGCAUCAACCCCCGCGAGCGGACCUGGCUAACGGGCUACGAGGACUACCGGCACGCCAACUCCACGCGGGACAAACUGGCCCAGCCGGACAACCUCGACGCCUACGUACACUUCGCCAAGAGCGAGCCGCCCAAACACGACUACGCCUACCCGUACCCGCUGAGCUGCGACGUUCAGCGGGGCUGCAACGGCAAACCAGGCUGCCUGGAGCUGGGCGGAGGCCACAGAGCCGUGGUGACGGUGCAGCCGCGGGCCGUGCAGCCUAAAGGAAAGCGACGGAAGGAGGACGGCGAGCGCUCGCGCUGCGUUUACUGCCAGGACAUGUUUAACCACGAGGACAACGGGCGGGGCCGCUGCCAGGAGGCCCCUGACCCCAUUCAGACCUGCAUCAGGCGGGUCAGCUUCAUGUGGUGCGCCGACAGCCUGCUGUACCACUGCAUGUCGGACCCGGAGGGGGACUACUCGGACCCGUGCUCCUGCGACACCAGCGACGAGCGCUUCUGCCUGCGCUGGUCGGCGCUGGUGGGCCUGUCGCUGCUGGCGCCGUGCAUGUGCUGCUACGCCCCCCUCAGGGCGUGCUACCGCUGCGGCGUGGCCUGUCGCUGCUGUGGCGGGAAACACAAAGCGGUGGGCUGAGGCUCCACAGGCCCCGCCCCCAAAAACCCCCGCCACAGAGACAGCAAGGACUCCUGGGAAACGAAGGUGGCUGUGAUUUUGCUGUUGUCAUUUGUCUCCGAUUACCAGAAGGAGGAGAAGAAGAACUUUGUCUCAAUAGAUGGAAAAAA